Molecule: messenger RNA, 750 nt
Organism: Arabis nemorensis
Lineage: Eukaryota; Viridiplantae; Streptophyta; Magnoliopsida; Brassicales; Brassicaceae
Source: the annotation of a GenBank genome assembly
AUGGCGAUCGUACAGUGGGCUGAGAAUGUGAAUAAUGCUGUGAAUAUACCAAGUCAGGCGGGUGAGGAGUUUGUUCCCGUGAGACGGAAUGGUAAAAACUCGGCAAAGGGGAGGAGACAGGUGGUGAUGACGGAGGAAAGAGGAGGAGGACAGAUGGAAAAUUUGGUGAGGGGAUCUCGGAGAGGUGCAAAUAUGGCAAAUGUUGUUACCUCAAAUAGAUUCAGGGGAUUAAAGGAGGAUACACAAUCUUUGGUGUUAAGGGAAUCUCAAGUUAUUGAGGCGAAUAAGGAAAAUAUUGAGAUUUCGAAUAUUGAGGCUAGCGGGAAAAGAGGCGAGAAUGGUGUGGGGAUUGUUUUUGGGGCUGAAGGAGGGAAGAUGAUAAAUGGGCCACGUUCAGAUGGAAGGAAUAAGAAGUUAGAGAAUGGUAAGGCCCAUGAAAGUCAGUUUAACAGGUCUAAUUCGACCCAUAUGGCGAAACCGGGAAAGGGUUUGAUUUUUGGUCCUGCUCGUGAUGAAUUGGCACUCUCGGUUAAUAGUAAGAGACUCAGAGUGGAGAAGGAUAAUAUGGGUCGGUCUGGAGGUAGUGUUAUUGUCGAAAGAAAGAAGAGUCAGGACAAGAGUGCAGAAAGUGUUAUGCAACAAGAUGAGGUGAAUCAAAACAUGGUUGCGUUGGGAGAUGGUGAGCGGAUGAUGGAGGAGACGUUAAGUAAGGACCCGUCGGGGAAGAUGACGGGGGGACUUAAAGAUUAA